AAUGCAGGGGGAGUACGUCUCCAAGCCCGUGCUGCAAGUCAUCAAUACACGGGCUAUUGCUACAGGAAAUGGGCCACCGCGUUACCGGGUGUUGAUGAGCGAUGGGGUUAACACACUUUCCUCAUUCAUGUUGGCAACACAGCUGAACUCUCUGGUGGAAGAGGAACGCUUAUCAGCCCAAUGCAUUUGCCAGGUUAACAGAUUCAUUGUCAACAGCCUGAAAGAUGGAAGGAGAGUGGUUAUCCUGAUGGAUGUCAAUGUUCUGAAAACUGCUGAUAAGGUUGGUGGGAAUAUUGGCAAUCCGGUGCCAUACAAUGAAGGGCAAGGGCAGCAACGUUCUUCAGCUCCAGCAACAAACCCAGCACCCAGCAAACCACAGCAACAAAAUGACAAUUUGUCAGCAGCAGGUCCUGCUGCUCCGAAGUACCAUGCUCCCUCAAACCAGUUUGGGAAAGCGAGCGCUCCCAGCUCAGUGAAGACACCAGGGGGAUCGCAGGCCAAAGUAGUGCCGAUUACCAGCUUGAACCCGUACCAAUCUAAGUGGACCAUUUGUGCUCGUGUUACCCAAAAAGGCCAGAUCCGCACGUGGAGCAACUCCCGCGGUGAAGGAAAGCUCUUUUCUAUAGAGCUAGUUGAUGAAAGCGGAGAAAUUAGAGCUACUGCAUUCAAUGAUCAAGCAGACAAGUUCUUUCCACUGAUUGAAUUGAACAAGGUAUAUUAUUUUACCAAAGGCAAUUUGAAGACUGCUAACAAGCAAUAUACAACUAUUAAGAAUGACUAUGAGAUGACAUUCACUAAUGAGACUUCAGUUGUGCCCUGUGAUGAUGCCCAGCACCUUCCAUCUGUUCAGUUUGACUUUGUAUCCAUCUCGGACUUGGAGAACACACCCAAAGACUCACUUGUUGAUGUAAUCGGAAUUUGUAAGAGCUAUGAUGAUGUCACUAAAAUUACAGUGAAAGCUAACAACAGGGAGGUAUCGAAGAGGAACGUGCAUCUGAUGGAUACAUCAGGGAAACUGGUGACAGCUACCCUAUGGGGAAACGAGGCUGAACAGUUUGAUGGUUCUAGACAACCUGUGGUAGCCAUCAAAGGAGCCCGAGUCUCUGAUUUUGGUGGCAGAAGCCUGUCUGUCCUGUCCUCGAGUACAGUUGUCAUCAACCCCGACAGCCCAGAGGCUUUUAAGCUCCGAGGAUGGUUUGACUCUGAGGGGCAGCUUCUGGAAUGUGCCUCCAUCUCUGAUGUGAGGGGUGGGCCAAUAUCUGGGGUGAAUACCAACUGGAAAACUUUGUUUGAAGCCAAAGCUGAGAACUUGGGACAUGGAGAUAAGGCGGAUUAUUUCAGUUGUGUGGCCACGAUUGUACAUCUGCGCAAAGAGAACUGCAUGUACCAGGCAUGUCCCUCUCAGAAUUGCAAUAAGAAAGUGAUAGACCUGCAGAACGGCCUGUAUCGCUGCGAAAAGUGUGACCGUGAGUUCCCCAACUUCACCUACCGCCUGCUGCUUCUGGUGACCAUUGCAGACUGUCUAGAGUAUCAGUGGGUGACUUGUUUCCAAGAGACAGCAGAAUUCAUUCUUGGGCAUAACGCAGCUUUCCUGGGAGAACUGAAGGAAAAGUUCAUCCCCUCUGCUAUCCUUAUCUCAUCCCAAGUAAAUAACCUAAAUGAUCAGAUCAGCACUUUCCAGAAUGGAAAGUCUCUGCUUCCCAGGGAGAAUGAUGGCCACAAGGAGCUAUCCGCACCCUUAUCAACACCAACAACAAAGGAGGACUCUGAAGUUGCAGAGAAAAAAGGAGUUGCUCUUUAUAGGACCUAA
Messenger RNA from Tauraco erythrolophus (red-crested turaco), 1810 nucleotides. The record is from RefSeq and is a predicted model, not a curated record. Lineage: Eukaryota; Metazoa; Chordata; Aves; Musophagiformes; Musophagidae.